This is a messenger RNA of Frankliniella occidentalis (western flower thrips), 1217 nucleotides long. Its product is annotated as ras-related protein rab7-like. Gene Ontology annotation, molecular function: GTP binding; GTPase activity. Gene Ontology annotation, cellular component: late endosome; lysosome; phagocytic vesicle. Gene Ontology annotation, biological process: phagosome-lysosome fusion; endosome to lysosome transport. Lineage: Eukaryota; Metazoa; Arthropoda; Insecta; Thysanoptera; Thripidae. Bases 390 to 1055 code for a protein of 221 amino acids. The record is from RefSeq and is a predicted model, not a curated record. The transcript is spliced from 5 exons.
GCGGUAGCCGAUCGAAGUAGAGAGGAUGAACCACGUGACGUGCUCUUGUUUCGACGUCGUGCAGUGUGCGAGACUCACUACUACUCACGUGUCGGGUGUGACUGGCACUUGCGUAGAUUUCAAGUUAAAUUUGACAUGUGUUUCGAAGUUUUGAAUGUAGAAUACGUUAGUUAUUUUCGACUCGGGACAUCGAAUUUGUUUCUGCGAGAAGUUCUUCAGUUUAAAACUGCACGAGUCAAAUCCUUCCCAUCCGGCUCGCUCGCUGACGCGUUUUAUAGUUCAUCCAUCGAGAACUCUGAGGUCACCUAACCUAACUUCACCCAGGUCAAAGCCGUUCAUCUCAACUCAUCGCUCCUUCCGAAGCAGAGACCUGUUGAUUUCGAUCCAAGAUGACUUCUGUGGAAAAGGUUAGAGUGAAAGUGGUACCUCUGGGCAGUUCUGGUGUUGGUAAAACAUCGCUGGCAAUGAAGUACACUGCAGACGUCUUCUCAAACAUGUAUAUAUCAACGGUUGGCCAAGAAACUCAGUUUAAGGAAAUCAUGGUGGAUGACAAGGUUGUUAAAAUGGAGAUUCAUGACACUGCUGGGCAAGAGAGAUUUAGGGCGGUUACUAGAUCGCUUUAUCGAGAUGUCGAUUGCUGUGUGUUAGUUUUUGAUGUCACUAAUCGAAACAGCUUUGAAUCUCUGGACUUUUGGAUGAAUGAAUUUCUUUUGACAAGGUGUCCUGAGGUUCCUGCAGAUUUCCCAUUUGUUGUUCUGGGUAACAAAUGUGAGAUGGAGCAAAGAUUAGUAACUAAGAAGGAGGCUAUAAGAUGGUGCCAAGAAAAAUAUUGCAAUAUCAAUUACUUUGAUGUAAGCGCGAAGGAGGAUAUAAAUCUUGAACUAGCGUUCCAGACUGUUGCCAAGAAAGCAUUGAAGCUGAAGUCUGAAGAGAUCAAAAUACAACCCACCGAUGUUUCUCAACGGGUUAAGCUGAAAGAUGAAGGACUUAAUCAAAGUAAACAGAGCUGGUGGAGCUGGUGGAGCUGGUGGAAGUCGCGUUUCUCGUGGUGUUAAUAAUAUAGGCAUUUCCCUAAUUCAGUUUUAAAACUGACUGUUAUCUGUAAUUUUGAUCAUGCUCCUAUGGUUCAUGAACUUCAGUAAUUUCACUUUGCAUGUGUAAUUUCCACAAGAAACAAAUACAAAUUUGUAAAUAAAGAAAUCUAAACUCUCCGGAAA